Cordyceps militaris CM01 is the source of this 1122-nucleotide messenger RNA. RefSeq lists its product as uncharacterized. NCBI's taxonomy places the organism in Eukaryota, Fungi, Ascomycota, Sordariomycetes, Hypocreales, Cordycipitaceae. The transcript has a single exon. The record is from RefSeq and is a predicted model, not a curated record. Bases 1 to 1122 code for a protein of 373 amino acids.
AUGGCGCUGCCAUGCGGCGUACGGCGCCGCCUACCACCUCCUAAACACCCAGACGAAGGCGUCCGCCCGCAAUUCCAUCGACGCAACGUCCGGUUUUGCCAUCCCGGAUACGCAGACAAUUCCAACACCAUGCUCAUACUGCCGGCGCUCGAUCCGCUCCCUCAUCAUGACGCACAGAAGACCCCGUUGCAACCCAACAAGCGCUUUGGCAUGCAUCACGAGACUGCGCGCGUGGCAUGCGCCAUUCUCGCCAACGCGCGCUUCGAUGGCUACCUCUCCGAGAACAAGCAACCCCAGACGGACCCUCCCUGCAUCGACCCGGAUGCGUUGCUGCUCGGAGACAAAUACUACUUCCACGUCCCUGGCUCUGCCGCGCCGAGCCCUGCCUACCCCGUAGUACCAUCCUUUCAGCAUUUUCGGUUCCCACACGCCAGGUUGCCACCGUCGUGGCUGGCCUCGACGCUUAGCAUACCCGACAAGUACGGCCUCCCGUGCACCGCCACGCUUGACGCGGCCGUUCUCGCGCGCGACGUGUCCUGCCGCCUCACGGCCUCUACCUUGGGCACCGAAGCCGCUCAUCUUAUCCCCCGCAGCGAGAACGCCUGGUUCUUGUCCAACGAGAUGGCGCAGUACACAAUACGGCCCAGCUUGCCAGCCGCAGCCGCGACCGACGAUACUGCAAACACCAUCCUCCUUUCCUCCCACAUCCACGCCACCUUUGACCAACGCUGCUUUGCCAUUGCCCCGAAAUGGGGCCGCUGGGUCAUUCACACACUCAUUGGCACGCCGGCGGAGGAGCUGACUGCCGUCUAUCACAACGUAGAGCUGCAGCAACUCACGGGUCUCGCCGUCGAGUGUAUUUUUGCGCGGUUUGCAUGGUCCGUGGUCCUGCAGGCCUCCUUUCUGUCUGCAGGCGGCCCACGUUGGUUGUCCGUUAUCAGGGCGGACGAGUCGGUAAGUAAGGAAAUAUUUAUGGAUCUUAUAAGCACGUAUAUACUAAAACUCUUUGGUUCAAAGAGUCGCAGCUACAGCCCUAAGAAGCGCUCACGCGGCGAUGGAACGGCAGAUAAGGAUAUGGUUGGAAAGGAAGCAGAAGGCAAUUCAACUAAUAAGGAUAACUAG